This is a messenger RNA of Eriocheir sinensis (Chinese mitten crab), 12476 nucleotides long. It is a transcript of the gene poe, whose product is annotated as E3 ubiquitin-protein ligase UBR4-like. The record is from RefSeq and is a predicted model, not a curated record. The coding region runs from base 274 to 11505 and encodes 3743 amino acids. The transcript is spliced from 63 exons. Gene Ontology annotation, molecular function: zinc ion binding; protein binding. Lineage: Eukaryota; Metazoa; Arthropoda; Malacostraca; Decapoda; Varunidae.
CUUUUACUUGCAGCGGAAAAGAAUCCUUCUGACCACACCCUUGCCUCAGUGUGCAGUAGAAUUUCUGUCGGUUCUUGGCUUGAGUCUGGCAUCCUACAAAGCUGGCUCUCCACUCAUUUGCUUGCCUCUCCACCAACAACUGAUGCUGAGGUCACACCAACAAGCUGGCAGUUACUGAGGACCCUCACAGCCUACAUCAUAACUCAGCAUACUCAGAAUGCAGAGGAGGUGGCCCAUGGGCUGUUGCGAUCCUUGGUGCCACUGGGCUCCUCCAUGGUCUGUGGUGGCAGUGAGGGCCUUGCCAGCAUGACCCACCUACUGACCAUCAUGUCCUCUCUGGCUAGUGCUGGCUCAGGCACUGGUCAUGUUACACUCUUCAAGGCAGCCACUCUCUGGGUCACUCAGUGUGUUCAGUGCAUACAAGUUUUAUCAGGGAAGAAUGACAAGGAGUUGCUGGAAGCUAUGUGUCAUCUCUUGACAUACGUCAGUGAUGUAGUGGCAGCCCUCAAGGUAAACAGUGAACGCUGGGCCGUGGCUUAUCGCAGUGGCAUGACCUCUCCCCCAUAUGAACUUGACCUCACAGUUGACAAUGACUCUGAUUGGGUGGAUGACCUCACCCAGGAAGAGGAGGAUAGCGCUGGGGAGGACUCGGAUGAAGACAGUAUGUGCAACAAGCUUUGCACGUUCACCCUCACCCAGAAGGAGUUUAUGCAUCAGCACUGGUACCACUGCCAUACCUGCCGCAUGGUAGAUGGUGUUGGGGUGUGCACAGUGUGUGCACGGGUGUGUCACCGUGGUCAUGACGUGACUUACUCCAAGUAUGGUGCGUUCUUCUGUGACUGUGGAGCAAAGGAGGAUGGGUCGUGUCAGGCAUUGGUGAAACGCAGCCCAGCUUCCUAUGAAGAUGGCACAGGCUCCUCCAGUGGGCCAGCUGCAUUUGGGGUAGAGCCACUCUUACCUUCUUCACUGAGACGCCGUCCAUCCUCACCAUCACAGAUUACUCAAAUGGACAAACACAGAGAUGAUACACACAAGCAGAGGCAAGCCUUGGCAAAGAAACUAGAGAAUGUAAGAGACCUUUUGGUUGGUGAGGUGAGCAGCAGUGAGGUAGCAGCAACAGUGCUUGACCUGCUGAAUGAUCUCAUGCCCACCAUCCAAGCAAGUGUCACUGAAUCCAGCUCUGUAGGUUCCUACCAGCGAGCCUUAGCAGCACUACACCAAGUUCACACCAAUCCUAAGUCAGUUGAGCCAACUGAGAGCUUGAUGCUGCCCACACUGGGGUCCCAGGAAGGGGCCUUUGAGAAUGUCCGCCUAAAUUAUUCAGGAGAACAAGGCCAAACGAUCCGCCCACUGGUGUCCUCCUAUAUGAUUCGCCGUGUGGCCAUGUGCUGCUUGGCUUCCCCAGGGGGAAAGAGGCAGCAUUUAGCAGUAUCUCAUGAAAAGGGAAAGAUCACUGUGUUGCAACUUUCUUCACUCCUGAAGCAACAUGACUCUGCCAAAAGGAAGCUGACUCUAACUCGCUUGUCUUCGGCUCCAGUACCCUUCACUGUUCUCUCCAUCACUGCCAACCCAUCUAAUGAUGACUAUCUUGCAGUGUGUGGCCUCAAGGACUGCCAUGUGCUGACCUUUGCUAGUGCAGGCAGUGUGUCGGACCACUUAGUGCUUCACCCACAGCUGGAGUCAGGCAAUUACAUCAUCAAAGCAGUAUGGUUGCCUGGGCAGCAAACCCAGCUGGCCCUCAUCACAGCUGAGUUUGUCAAGAUAUAUGAUCUCAGUGCUGACUCUCUAUCCCCACAGUACUUUUUCCUUCUCCCAUCUGGAAAAAUUAAGGAUGCUUGCUUUGUUUGCACACAGGACAACAGCUGCUACCUUGUUGCCAUGGCGUCCUCUGGAUACAUCUAUACACAAGUGCUUAGUGAAGAGAGCUCAGCACAGCAUGGCCCCUUCUAUGUGACCAAUGUGCUGCAGGUUCACCAUCAGGAUCUAAAGGACUGCAAUGGCCAGAUAGGUGGAGGAGGAGUGUCAAUCUACUAUUCCCACACCCUUCAACUGCUCUGCUUCAGUUAUGCUCAUGGCAAGAGCUUCCUUGCCCCCCUCGUGUCUAUAAAUGAAAAUGAAAAAGUUGACAAGCUGUUUAUUGUAAGUAUUAAAGGAGGCAAUGGGACAGGAGGGGGCAGCAGUAACAGCAGCAGCAGCAGCAGUAGCAGCAGCAGCAGCAGCAGUAGCAGUAACAGCAGCACUGGAAGUAGUGGUGGCAAGAUGGCGCCCCAGCCACUCUGCCAGUGGGGAGAGGUCACCGGUCAUCCUGGACUUAUUACUUGCCUCACACAGUCAAGUAACAACCCGGUGAUUCUUAUGGUGAAGCCUGAUCAGAUUCUUGUUCAAGAAAUACGUGUUUUGCCUGCUAAAAGUAAGAUGACCGACUUGGUAGCUCUGAGGCACUCAUGGGCCCCUAACCAUGAGGCCAAGACCACUCUCAUCCUGCUGUGUGAAGAUGGCUCUCUCAGGAUUUACAAUGCUAACUCUCAGGCAACAGACUUUUGGCUGUCACCCCAGAUGCAAGUUAUCAGUGCCAUAUCUACACUUCGACCAUCAAGAAAAAAGAAGGUUCCUAAACUAGGGCGACCAUCAGGCUCUGUUGUCUUCCCCGUGGAUUUCUUUGAGCACUGCUCCAUGAUGAAUGAUAUUGAAUAUGGAGGAAAUGACCUAUUGCAAGUAUAUAAUGUGCAGCAGUUAAAGAACAGACUCAACAGCCAAGGGAUGUAUGUGGCCUCUACAAAGCCGGGAGGAUUCCAGCUGGAGAUAACAAACAAUGACUCCACACUAGUCAUCUGUGGCCUACGAGUGGCAGUGGGUGCAGUGGACACGCAGAAGGUGCCUGCAUAUCUAGAGGUAUUUGGACGAAACGUAUCAAUUACUGCCACUCGCAGCCGAUGGUUUGAUGUUCCCUUAACAAGAGAGGAGUCACUGCAGGCAGACAAACGCAUAACUAUUACAUUUGGAACUUCAGCUGAUCCAUCAAAUGUGACAAUGGUUGAUUUCGUUAAAAUAUAUGGAAAAACCAAGGAGGACUUUGGUUGGCCUGAGGAACCAGAGGAUUUCUCCGCUGCUGUAAGUGGAACAGCUGGCACUGGCUCAUCAGGUAGUGGUGGGGAGUCAUCUGCAUUGGGUGGAUCUUCUUCUGCUCCUCUGCCCCUUACUGCUGUGGAUCGUCUUGUAUCAUCUGCUCUAGAGACACUUGAUGGAUGUUUUGUAGCCACACCAGCAGAGAAGAUUGUAGCUCGAGCAGGAGCACUAGACUUAGCCACCAGACUGCUAAAUCUGCCACUACCUCCAACAGUGCAGCAUCACACCAGGACACUGCUUGCAUCCCUACACCAAAGCAGAGUGGCUUAUCACAACCACAAGGAUGGAGCACAACUUAGCAGCGUGGUAGAAGCCCUCAGCAACCUUCGCCACGUAACUGAUCCCCAUCACUUGGACUGCGAGGCUUAUCACCGGUUGGUGGUUGCUGCCAGGAACGUUGCCGUUGCCCGUCCCCACAACCUUGUCAAAUACACAGAAAAAGUUGCCACAGUAGACUUGUCAGCUGUCCAUUCUGAGGAGGAUGUAAGAAAGAUGGAACAUGCAGUAUCUCCUUCUGGACCCAAAGGAGAGGGAGAUGUAUCCAGGAAGAGUGAUGGAGACUCCACUCUUAGCAAGGCAUCUGACACCACUUCUGAUUCUGAAGCCACCCUUGAAGGGGGUGACAGCAAUGGCAAUGAUGUGAACUGUGACGAUAGCCACUUCCUGGCUCAGUUAAUGUCAGUGUUCUGGGCCCUGCACCAAGCUAAGCCGACCAAUUUAUUCCUAACUCCAAUGUGCCAACCAGGGUUAACACAUAUUGAAGCCACAGUGCAGGCAGUGGUGGAAAUAAUUCAUGCCUACACAGUCUGUUCCCUGUCUGCUGUGCCACUAGCUGUGCGGCUUUACACUGAACUGCUAUUGUGCACCGACACAGCUGUCAGCUUUGGAGCAAAGCAAGCUCUGAUUCGAGUGUUGAGACCUCGUCACAAGAGACGCAAAGUAUUCAUACCCAGUCCUCCUCGCUGCUCUACACCAGGUGUGGGAGUUGAGGAGGCAGAUAAGUCAGCAGUGGCUCCACAAGAAGCAGCUGGAGCUGCCUUGGUUGAGCCUCCCUUUGAAGGAGCUGAAGCCCCCGAUCCCAUUGCUGAUCCAGGUGGUGCUGGUGAAAGCCUAGAGGCCCUUGGUAUGCUUGGGGGCGGUGGUGGAGGAGGAGGUGGACUCUCUCUACGUGGAGCCCUUAUGGGAGGCAUGCUGGACCUACCAGCUGAUGAUGACGAUGCCAUGAUGGAACUGGCUAUUGCCCUUUCCCUCCAUGAGGAACAAGGCCAAGCUCCAGCUGACCUUGGUAACCUUCACCCUGGACUGCAGGGGCUAGUUGGGGGUCUUCCAGGUCUACACCGUCUGCAGGGGCUAAGUGGACAGGUGCUGCAUAGCCUCCAAGUGCUGGCUGCAGGAGGCAUGCCAGGGAACAAUGCUCAGGCCAAUGCACAAGAGGUACAACAGGAUGGUGGAGAGGAGGCAGAUGGUGUUGACGGUGAGGCUGGAGAUGGCCAGGAAAACGGUCACUACUCUGAUACUACAGCCUCUGCCAAUGGUUCAGAUGAUGAUGAUGGGGAUGGUUCAACUGCCGCCACGGACGGUUCUAAUCUGCGGGCGUCACCAGCUGAACAUGCUGGAAGUGCUGGGAGUGAAUCAGGAGGCUCCGUAGUAGAAAGUCUUGGUGGUGAGCACAAUGUAUCAGGCCGCAGCUCAGCCUAUGGGGACACAGGCCAUGAAUCAUCUUCAGCAACUCUGCGAGAAGGAGCAGCAGCCCUCCCCUCCACCAUGCAGGGUGAAUUGAUAGAAGAAGAGCUGCCAGAGGGAGGGGUUGGCCUACACACCUUACGACUGGCUCUCCUCGACGCUCUCAUCCAGCGUAUCCCGUCCCUGUCUUCUGUGGGGGGCGUCACUACCAUUCCCUUCUUCCAGGUAUUGCUGAUGCUCACUUCUGAUCUCGACGGAAAUGACACAAGAGACCGGGCCAGCCUUGAUGCAGUACUCUCUGCUUUGGUGACGCAACUCAACAUGAGCAGCUUUGACUUGAGCACGGUGGCUGAGCGGACGCCUAGCAGAGAGGUGCAGCUGGUUGUCAUGAGGCUCCUGAGUGUAAUGAUGUCUCGCAGCAAAUCCGGAGCACGUCCGAGCAGUGAAAGUUCCAGUGUUAUACCUCAAGCCACAGCCAGUUGUCUUGUGCGCUCUGGUGCUAUGGAUCAUUGCUUGGCUCUCCUGAAGGCCCUCCUGGAGUACUGGAGAGUUUCCUCUAAGGAACAGAGUGGGACUGUGAUUGGUGCUGGCCUGUUGAAGCCUCGACCUCUUUUAGUACCUCCAGAUAUGUCGCCCUUCUUCUUGCGUCAGUACGUGAAGGGUCACGCCCAUGAUGUGUUUGCUGCUUUCCCUCAUCUUCUAACAGAAAUGGUCCUCAGAUUGCCAUAUCAGAUGAAAAAACUUGGAGAAGGAGGACAAUUUGAGCCAGCCUGGUCUCACUACCUGUGUGAGUACAUGAUGACCCAGCAGACACCUGUAGUACGCAGACAGGUGCGCAAGUUACUUCUGUUCAUCUGUGGUCACAAAGACAGAUAUCGCCAGAUGAGGGACAUGCAUGCCCUUGACUACCACAUAAAGGAUGUGAAGGUGCUGUGUGCCCAAGGAGGGUUCAGCUUCUCUGGCAGUGCUUCCCUCACUCCCAUCAGCCUGCCGUACGAUUCCCUCAUUCAGCUCAUUGAACACCUCAAGGCUUGUGUGGACAUAGCUUCAUCGCGUACACCAAACUGGCAAAAAUACUGCCUGAAGGAUGAAAGUGUCUUGGGUUUCCUGAUGGAAGUGUCCUGUCUGUUGGAGGAAGGUGUUGCCCCAACUGUCCUUCAGCUUCUUCAGGCAGCACUCUGCCCUUCCUCAAAAAAUUCUGAAAACUCCAAGAGUGGCAGUAGUAAACGUGCCUCAAGUGAGGAUAGUGAAGGAGAGACACGUGGAGAGGAAGCCCACUGUGCUGCUCUGGUAGCUCAGAUCAAUAGGUACUUGGACCGUAACCGGAUCAGCCAGUUUGUGUGCACCUUUCUCCUGGAGUCAAACUCAACUGGGGUGAGAUGGCAAGCACAUUCCCUAGUCUUGGCUCUGUAUCGGCAUUCCCCACCAAGAGACCAAGAUAUUCUUCUUACUCUAAUGUGGUCUCUGUGGCCUCAUCUCCCAACCUAUGGGCGUAAAGCUGCACAGUUUGUGGAUCUCUUGGGAUACUUCUCCCUCAAAACACAGCACUGUGAAAAGAAGGUCAUUGAAUACAUCAACCGAGCUGUGACAGUCUUGCGCACCCAGUCUCAGCUUCUGGCCAACCACCCUAAUGCCAAUCUCUACAAUUCACUUGCCUCACUGGUUGAGUUUGAUGGCUAUUAUCUUGAAUCUGAGCCAUGCUUGGUUUGUAAUAACCCUGAGGUUCCCUUCUCCAGUGUCAAGCUGUCAACAGUGAAGGUGGAUUCUCGCUUUACAACAACAACUCAGUUAGUGAAGUUGGUUGGCAGCCACAUGAUCAGCAGACUCACCCUCCGUAUUGCUGAUCUCAAGCGCACAAAAAUGGUUCGCACUCUCAAUAUCUUCUACAACAACCGCUCUGUGCAAGCCGUGGUGGAACUCAAGAACAAGCCCUCUAUGUGGCAUCGUGCAAAGAAAGUAACACUGUCUGCUGGGCAAAUUGAGGUCAAGAUAGACUUCCCACUGCCAAUCAUUGCCUGUAACCUGAUGUUUGAGUAUACAGACUUCUAUGAAAAUCUUCAGGCCUCAACAGAGACCCUCCAGUGCCCCAGAUGUUCAGCAGCUGUGCCAGCCUCCCCGGGUGUGUGUGCCAAUUGUGGGGAAAAUGUUUACCAGUGUCACAAGUGCAGGGCCAUAAACUAUGAUGAGAAAGAUCCAUUCCUCUGUAAUGCUUGUGGGUAUUGCAAGUAUGCCAAGUUUGACUACACUUUACAAUGUCGUCCAUGCUGUGCAGUCGAUCCAAUUGAAAAUGAAGAUGACCGCAAAAAAGCAGUUCUGAGCAUCAACACCCUUCUUGAAAAAGCAGACCGAUACUACAAACAACUUCAAGGAUAUAAGCCUACACUAGAGGUCUUGUUUGUACAGUUGCUGGUGGUACGUAUCAGUGAGCAGGGAGCAACGCGCAGUGUUGACGAGGGCACCUCAGGGGGCACCCAGGUCAACAGAACCAUUCAGCAACUUGCCCAGAAGUAUUGUGGAGAUUGCAAGAACUCUUUUGAUGAUUUAUCUAAAGUCAUUCAGCGAGUUCAGGCUUCUCGACGUGAGCUAGUGAACUUUGAUCGGUCUCAGAAGGAAGGAGGAAAGAAAGCAGUGAUUUCUCCCUUGAAUCGUGCUGGCAUUGCCCACAACACUGUAGAAGGUGCUGUAGCUGGGGGUCGGUGUUACGGGUGUGCUGCUGCUGCCACAGAACACUGCAUCACUUUACUGAGAGCUUUGGCAACCAACCCAGCAUUACGGGCAGCACUAUGUCAGCAUGGACUCAUCCACAAUCUUAUGGAGUACAACCUCCGGCGAGGCACCGUACAGGUUCGCAGUGAGGUCCGUCAGUUGCUGUGCCUCUUAACCAAGGACGACCUCACAGCCACACAGGAGCUCAAUCAGCUCAUCAUGGAAAAAAUAAGCAUUGCUCUACACUCCCAUGUGAGCUCUCCUGACCUUGCUGCAACUGUUAGACAUGAAAUGGGACUCCUUGCAGCCUCAGCUCAGAAGGAAGACUCCUGCUGGGAGUACAGACUGAGGUGUGUGGUUCAGUUGUUCUUGAUGUCUGGUGGGUCCACUGCUUCCCCAACUGUGAUGGAGCACAUUACCCUUCCCUGCCUACGCAUCCUCCAGGGGGUUAUGAGGCCUCCAACUCCCCCUCCACCUCGUAAAAGCAGAGACAAGACUCCGACCACCACAACUGCUUCUACUACAGGGACUUCAGGGGCCAUCACAAUUUCAGUGGCAGACUUCAUGGCCUCAUACUUAGGAGGUUCAAAGGUUGGAGUGGAUGUCAGCAAGUGGUUAUCUGGCCACCCGGAUCAUUCCUUUGAAUACUGGAAGAAGCGCCUUGUAAGGAAAGCAUCAGAAGCGUCUGUCUCAAAGAUGAAGCGGGAUGAAGUUCAUGAAAGGUACUUAGUGGAAAAGUUUGGAACCCGUUGGCUUGCUCGCACUGUUCGACACCUGUAUGAUCUCAAGAUGCAGGACACCUCAUGGCUGAAACAUGUUCUGUUCAACCCUUCUUCAAGAAUGGCAAGACAAGUCACUGCCCAGAUGGUGGAAUCUCUCUGUACCUCUGUUCAGCGCAGGAAAGAGAUCUUGGAUAUGCUGACGACCUUCCUGCCAGAAAUUGGGAGAGCUGGAGAGAGUGCCGGGGAGUUUGUUUCCCUCUACCAGAGCUUGGUGGGAGGAGCACACUGGAAGAUCUACCUAGCCCUGCAGGGGGUUCUUCCCACCAUUGCCAGUCUCAUCACCUCAGAAAUUCAGUCCCUCACCACCUUGGAAGAAAUCACACUGACCACAGACCUCAGUCAGGGUUAUGCUUUGAAAGUGUUGACUGAACUAUUAUCACAGUUUAUUGAUGUUGAGGCAAUCAAAAGAGUAUACAAGGGCCGCCUUGUGGGCACAGUGCUUAGCGGCUACCUCUCCCUCCGAAAGUUGGUGGUUCAGCGCACUAAACUGAUUGAUGACACUCAAGAUAAGUUCCUUGAGCUUUUGGAAGACAUGACAUCAGGAACUGAGGCAGAAACCAAGGAGUUUAUGGCAGUGUGUGUAGAAACACUGAAACAGUAUCCUCAGGAUGAUCUGCGAACUCCUGUCUUUAUUUAUGAGCGGCUGUGUUCCAUCAUCUAUCCCGAAGAGAAUGAUGUAGGAGAGUUCUUCCUCACUCUAGAGAAAGACCCUCAGCAGGAAGAUUUUCUGCAGGGUCGUAUGGUUGGCAACCCAUACAGCAGCAUGGACUCUGGCCUGGGUCCCCUCAUGAGGGAUGUCAAGAACAAGAUCUGCCAAGACUGUGAGUUGGUGGCCCUCCUUGAAGAUGACAGUGGCAUGGAACUCCUAGUUUGCAACAAGAUUAUUUCCCUUGACCUUCCUGUAAAAGAGGUAUACAAGAAAGUAUGGCUAGUUGAGAACAGUGAAAGUGAUGCCAUGCGGGUUGUGUACCGCAUGAGAGGCCUCCUUGGGGAUGCCACAGAAGAGUUUGUGGAGACCUUAGACAAGAAAAAAGAGGAAGAUGUGGAUAACGAGCAAGUCUAUCGCAUGGCAGGAGUCAUGUGUCAGUGUGGAGGACUGGAGGUAAUGCUAGACUGUUUGAAGAGGAUCAGUGAUCUGUCAUAUGCCCGGGCGUUGGUCACAGUUCUUCUGAAGCUUUUCCACUAUUGUGUAAAGGUGCGAGUAAACCGGGAGCGCCUGAUGGUACCAGCCCUGAAUGCCAUUGCCACAUUAUUACACACACUGAAGCAAUGCCUGGCAGCUGAACCAGAGGUGGUUGCUGGCCCUCCUGGUGGAGCCUCUCUCACCGAGCAACUACUUCAGGUUCUUGAAGCUGUGUUGGUAGAAGCUUCCUCCAUGCCUGCUGCCUCAUAUACAGAGUUUGUUGAGACCUGUGGCACCCUGGAGGACAUCCACCUACUGCUGAACUAUGUUGCCACAUCCUCACGCACCAAUGCCCAGGUACGACAGCGACUGAUGCGUGUCCUGCCCUUCUUAGUCUUUUGUCACAAAGAAAAAAUGGAACUGUUGGUUGGACAUUUCCGACCUGUAUUGGACUUUGAAAAGUUUGAUGAUGAACAUUCUCCUGAGGACGCUGCAAAAAUGGAAUCCUUCUGCGUUUUUUGUGAUGGCAUUGAACGUAAUGAAAAUGGCAACCAACUCAAGGAUAUGAUAAUCCGAGCAAACAUUGUCAAGGAUGCUCUUGCUUACAUUGAAACCCACAUGCCUGUCAGCAAGAAACUCUUAGUUGUUUGUAAUGACGAGUGGAAGGAAUUUUUGGGGCGACCAUCACUGAAAUACAUAUUGAGGCUCCUCACAGGACUAGCCACAAAGCACCGAGGAACCCAGCAGGCAGUGGCAGCCACCUGCAUACCAGCUAUCCAUCGGCUGGAGCAGAUCUCUUCUGAUGAGCAUGUGGGUUCAGUGGCAGAGAAUCUGUUGGAGGCCCUGAGGGAUGAUCCAAGCAUUGCUGGCCAGGUUGAGGAAGUGCGAAGGCAGACUAGGCAAGAGAAGAAGCGGCUGGCCAUGGAGACAAGAAAGAAAGAGCUGAGUCGUUUAGGACUGAGAGCUAAUGACAAGGAGCAGAUUACAUCACAGUCGACUUUGCUCUCAAAAAUGGGAGAAAUUGCUGAAGAGUCCGGCUUGGUUUGUGCAAUAUGCUUAGAAGGGUACCGCUGCCAGCCUCAAAAGGUGCUGGCAGUGUACACCUUCAGCAAGCGGUGUGUGGUGGAAGAAUAUGAAAACAAGCCUCACAAGACUUUAGGGUACUGCACGGUUUCUCAUUUCAAUGUGGUACAUGUUGACUGCCAUCUUGCUGCUGUGAGAUCAUCAAGAUCCCGGGAUGAAUGGGAGAGUGCAGCUCUUCAUAAUGCUAACACCAGGGCCAACGGUCUUCUUCCUCUGUGGGGUCCACAAGUUCCUGAGUCAGCCUUUGCAUCAUGCCUUGCUCGUCACAAUACAUAUUUGCAGGAGAGCACCACUCACAGGGAUAUAAAUUAUUCUUCAACUCUACAUGACUUGAAGCUCCUGCUCUUAAGAUUUGCCAACGAAAAGUCCUUCAGUGAUGAUACUGGUGGAGGUGGCCGCCAGUCCAACAUGAACUUGAUCCCAUAUAUUCUUCACAUGGCUGUUUAUGUCAUCAACACAACUCGUGCUGCAAGUAGAGAAGAAAAGAAGUUGUCAACAUUCUUAGAAGCUAAUCGAGAGCGAUGGGUUGAAAGUGCUUAUGAAGCGGAAGGUGUGUUCUACAUGGGUAUUCUGGCCUUAGCAGUGUAUUCCCCUAUACAGUGGACUGCCAUUAGAGUAGCCUACCUGCAGCGUCUGCUUGUGGCUGCCCACACCCGUGCUGUCUCUCCUCAUCCUCCACAGAACAACAAAGUCACAGAUAAAUCAACAAAGGACUGGGCAGUUUACAAGCAUGCUGCCAUAUUUUGGGCCCUCGUAGAUGGGAUUUAUAACAUGUUCUUCAAGAAAGCAACUAGUGAAGGGGAAUGGAGUGUCAACGUAGCAGAAUUUGUGCGUCACAACGAUCAAAGCCUUGUUGAAGCCGCCUCCAAAAUGCUUUCCAUGUACCAAGAAGAACUGCUUCCUCUAGCAUCUUUUGCAGAAUUCUGUGAUGUUGUGGGUUUACUUCAUGAAAUUGAAAACCCUGAGGAGUUUUUGACAGAAGUUUUACUGAGCCUUCCCUAACAGCCAGCAAAGGGUGGUGGAGCAGAUCAUCCACAAGACUCGAGCCUUUCAAGACACAUAGUGUGUAUUGUGAGAAGUAUUGUUGAAGAACAUUUACUUAUACCUGCUCUUACCUGCAUAAAAUGUUACUGUAACUGCUUGCGGUAAAUUGCCUAGUUCUGGAGUUCUGUAUGAUUUAGUCAAAAGUAAGUUACUAUACUAUGAUUUUUUUUCACACCCUGAUGACAUCUGAAAUUUCUUAACAAGGGUAUUUAAUAUGUAGGUAGAUGUAUUUUAUUUUUUUUCACCAUUAUUUUUCCCUAGUCUUCUGAAAGUCCUUUUAUUUACCUACCAUAUAACUAAUGUUUGAUUUGUGUACAUGUUGCAAUGAAGUUAUGCUUCAUACACCAAAGGCUUCAUAUGAUGUAGCUUAUAGCAGUUAUUAUUAAUUAUGUGCUUCUUUCAAACUGUAGGAUGACAUGUAUUAAAGAAAAAAAUGUAUUCAUAACACUUUACUAUGUGGCAUUGUAAUACAUCCUGUAUCUGCUUUUCACAUAUUUUUUUUCAUGCACCAAGGUUAACACAGUGAUCUUAGAAUUCAUGUCAGUUAUGUAAACACUUUCAGGUUUUAAAUUUCUAGGUUAAAGAAAUUACUAUCUACAUUAGUUGCAAAAUAUUCAGAAAAGCUGAAAAUGAAAUCGAAACCAUGAAAUUAAGAUUUAUUUGCUUGAUUUUGUUGCAGGAAAUGUGACACAUUUCCCCCUAUUUUUUAGUAACUAGCUGACCCAGGACACAAUAGCUCACCCACUACCUACUCGCCAGUGUAGGUGUCAAAUAAGAUGAAUACAUGUGAAAUUACAAAUGAUUAAAUUUUCUCCUUUAGAAAGUUUAACUUUUCAGAAGUACCAUUUUUGCCACUGUAAUGAACUAUAUAUCCUAAAAAAAUACUGUCUUUGAAUGCAAAAUAAUAUUCAAUAAAUUUAAAAGCUUUA